Fulvia fulva is the source of this 639-nucleotide messenger RNA. RefSeq lists its product as uncharacterized. Bases 1 to 639 code for a protein of 212 amino acids. Gene Ontology annotation, cellular component: GET complex. The record is from RefSeq and is a predicted model, not a curated record. Gene Ontology annotation, biological process: tail-anchored membrane protein insertion into ER membrane. The transcript has 3 exons. NCBI's taxonomy places the organism in Eukaryota, Fungi, Ascomycota, Dothideomycetes, Mycosphaerellales, Mycosphaerellaceae.
AUGAUAUCAGUCGUGGCAGUCGUGUUCCUGGCGCAGCUCGCUCUCAACGUGAUCAGCGCAUUCGGCGCGCAGACUGUCAACGACAUAGCAUGGUGCUUCUUCACCAAACUGCCCAGCUCCCCAGCCGGCGACAGCCAAGAAACCAAAAAGCUCCGCGAUGAAGUCGUCCGUCUCAACCGCGAAAUGACAGCAACUUCAGCACAAGACAACUUCGCAAAAUGGGCCCGCCUGCGCAGAGGUCACGACAAGGCCAAAGAGAAGUACGAUAAGCAAGCACAAUCCUCCCGAUCCCUCCGCUCCACCUUCGACUCCAUCGUCUCCAAACUCCGCUGGGUCGGGACCCAAGGCGUCAACUUCCUGCUCACCACCUACUACGCCAAGCAGCCCAUGUUCUGGCUUCCGCAAGGAUGGGUUCCGUACCAUGCUGAGUGGGUUCUAUCACUACCACGUGCGCCGCUGGGAAGCAUCUCGGUCAAUGUAUGGGCGAUAGCGUGUGGGAGCGUGAUUGCUAUGCUCAGUCAGGGCAUUGUAGCGCUUUGGGCGUUGAGGAGUGGGGAGGUGAAGAGUGGACCGAACAAGGGGGAGAAGAUACAGAUGGAGGGGAUGAAGAUGGGGAGUGAGGGGAAGAAAGAGCUUUGA